AUGAAUGGACAUCAUGCGACCCGGCCUUUGAAGGCGGGUAUCAACGUGCCCAUGGUCGCUUUCUUCCAUCCAGAUACCGAAGAUGUAGAUGUGGAAGCCACCGCAAAGCACGCAGUUAGACUUGCCAAGGCUGGACUGACUUCCAUCACCACGCAAGGUUCAAACGGAGAAGCUGUGCAUCUUACCAAGGAUGAACGCAUACAGGUUACAAGCGCCGCGCGUAAGGGUCUAGACGAGGCUGGAUUUUCCGAUAUGCCCAUCGUUGUCGGUUGUGCUGCACAGUCAGUAAGAGAAACCAUUGAUUUCUGCCGAGAUGCCUACAAGGCCGGAGGCGACUACGCUCUUGUUCUUCCACCUUCAUACUACAAGGCGUCAUACACCCAACAGUCAUUCAUAGAAUAUUUCCAGGAUGUCGCAACCGGAUCACCAAUCCCAAUCAUCAUCUACAACUACCCAGGGGCGGUUGCAGGUGUUGACCUUGACUCGGACACCAUUAUCAAAUUGGCCAAACACCCCAAGAUUGUCGGCUGUAAACUCACAUGUGGCAACACGGGCAAGCUCAGCCGAAUUGCCAACACGGUCAACGCAGCAACAGCCACGGAGACCAAUUCAGGUUGGAUGUGCAUUGGUGGUUCCGCAGACUUUACACUACAGACCAUGAUCGCUGGAGGAUCUGGAAUCAUCACCGGUCUAGGCAACAUUGUUCCCAAGGCCUGUGUCAAAGUGUUCGAUCUCUGGGCCAAGGGCGAAGUUGAAGAAGCAAAGAAGAUCCAGGCGAUAGUGGCUCGUGGUGACUGGGCGGUGAUCAAAGGAGGCGUCACAGGAACCAAGAGCGGACUGGAGUCAUAUUUUGGCUAUGGUGGUUAUGCCCGACGGCCACUGCCUAAGCCCAGCAAGGAGGACAUUGCUCAAACCGAGGCCCUUUUGAAGGAGGUGAUAGAGCUGGAGAACUCCCUUUAG
This is a messenger RNA of Exophiala bonariae, 960 nucleotides long. RefSeq lists its product as uncharacterized. The transcript has a single exon. NCBI's taxonomy places the organism in Eukaryota, Fungi, Ascomycota, Eurotiomycetes, Chaetothyriales, Herpotrichiellaceae. The record is from RefSeq and is a predicted model, not a curated record. Gene Ontology annotation, molecular function: 4-hydroxy-tetrahydrodipicolinate synthase activity. Bases 1 to 960 code for a protein of 319 amino acids.